Plasmodium fragile is the source of this 4149-nucleotide messenger RNA. RefSeq lists its product as uncharacterized. The transcript has a single exon. Gene Ontology annotation, molecular function: acid phosphatase activity; ferric iron binding; ferrous iron binding. The coding region runs from base 1 to 4149 and encodes 1382 amino acids. The record is from RefSeq and is a predicted model, not a curated record. NCBI's taxonomy places the organism in Eukaryota, Apicomplexa, Aconoidasida, Haemosporida, Plasmodiidae.
AUGAAUAUAACAAAAUACCUUCUGAUCAUCCUCCCUCUUAUCCUUUCAAAAUAUCCCUCGCGGAAUGGACUAAUCAGCCAUGGCAACCUUUUGUUAAGAAGUAAUAUAAGGGGGGCACGGUUAAAAAGAAUUAUUAAGCAGGAAUAUGACACCAAAGGAAAAAGUGAAAAGGAGGAAGAAGAGGACGAAAGAGAAUAUGAAGAAUAUUUAGAAAAUAAAGGUUCAGACGAAUUUAAUAAAGUGAAAUACAGAUAUAUGGACUAUGUAAAUUUCAGCAUUUAUAAAAGUUCCAAAAAAUACAAGCACUUGCUAAACGAGUCCUUAGUCUUCCUAGGUUCUCAAUACAGCACAGAUGAAAAAUUAACCUUUCAUGUAAAACUAAUUGAUAUUUUGUCCCUAUUAUUUGUUCACUACAAAGAUAAUUUGAGUACCUUCGACCAUGUCAUAAGUAGCCUUCAAGACAGAAACAAGUUAAUGAAUUCUAUUGAAAAUGAAUUUUUCAGAGAAUUUAUCGACGAAAGGGACAACUACAUUUUCGAGGUGAAAAAUAUGUACUACAAGGUUGAGCAGAAGAAUGAAGAAAAGGAAAGAAUUUUAAGAAAAAAAAGAACAAUCUAUGAAAUAUUUUUAAAAAAUUGGAAAAAUGACGGAUACCGUUUUUACAGUGUCAAUAAUAAAAAAAAGGCUUACAUACCUAAAAAAAUAGAUCAUAAUAGAAAAAACAAAAAUGAGACCCAGUAUAGUUUGAAGUGCCGUAAUUUGGUUUCCAGUCCACAAGACUCACAGAAGGGGAAGCAGCCCAAUAGGACAGACUCUGAUAAGGGCUCGUCCACCCCUAGUGAGGUGACCAACACGAAAAAAGAGCAAAAACAGGGCGGUGAUACCAAUGAGUUGCUCCCUAUGGAGGACAACGUUGAGGAAGAAACGUACGAAGAGGUAGAAGAAGAAAAAAAGGAUGACACUAAUAAAACGGAAGAAACGGGUUCUGCGGAACAGACAGAAGGACUAGAGGAUAACCCCAACGGUGAUACAGAAGAACUGUAUGACCACGACGUGUACGAGGAUGAAGCAAAUAGGAAGGUCCUGGCAGAACGUUAUAACAAUCAAAUAUGCCGCGCUUCAGAGAACAACCAAGGGGAUUCAACCCCAAUGAGCACAUACACAAAUGGAAUACCAGGAGUUACGUACAAAAUGAGAAAUGAUUUUUUCCUCAAUGGAAGUUCAUUCAAUGUCAUAACCCUAAUCAACGCGAUAACGUCGAAUAAGGAUAACGCUACGGUGACGGAAUUGUACGAAGCUUUGAAAAAAUUAGGAAUAACAACAUUUGACCAUCUGGUUAGAUACACUAACAUUAUAGGAAUAUUUUUUUCAUACGACAUUUUUGAUGAAUUAUAUUUACAAAUAAAAUUAGUGAAAGAAUAUUUCGGGCUUAUCCAGAAGAAGAAAACCGACUUUGACAUAGUGGAAAAGGUAAAAAAGAAGAAACCGAAGAAACGAAAGGCCUAUCGAGAGUACAAAAUGAGCGACGAUGAAAUGUUCGUACCUCCAAAUUGUUUGAAUGCAUAUUGUAUGUUGAAAUCUGUGUGGAUGAGAAACAGAAAUGUAACAAUGAAGAUUGAAAGGACCAGUAGCAAUAGCAUGAAUUUUAUGAUGUUGGGAGAUAUUGGACAGGGCUUUGAAGAAGAAAAAGAUAUCGAUAAACAGAAUAUGCUAAACCUUAUCGGAUUUAAUGAGUUAAAAAGUACCGUACAAACGAUGAAAGAUUGGCAUUUUGAGAACAAUGCUGAUUUUAUAAUCAAUUUAGGAGACAAUGUUCCAAAGGAUGGAACAAUGAAUUAUAUGGAGAAUUUCCAGUGGCACAAUUUAAUGAAGGAACUGUUCGUUUUCAAGAAAAGGAGUGAACAAGAAAUUAACACCAUGAUGGGAAAUAACAAACUCACCCAACAAAGCAUAAAAGAUUUUUAUAGUGAAAAAAUGAAAGAAAUGCAGGACAAUUAUAAUAGCACACAGGUAGAUGAGCAGGGAAUGAAGGAAAAAAAGAAAAAAAAAGGAAAAAAAAAGACAAAGAGUGGUGGAAAUCAGGAAAAUGAAGUUAAAAAUUCUUCCAAACAGGAAGACUUCAGCCUUUAUGACAAUGACCGUAAGAAGUUGUACCAAUUUGAUGAAGAAGAAGAGUCGGAUGAAAAUGUUGAAGCUAUUCCUUUUUACUCUAUUUUAGGAGAAAAAGAUUACUUCUUCUUUCCGAGCGAACAAAUUCAGGAACACUACUCGCAUAGAAUCCCAGGUUAUUUUAUGCCAAACAAUUACUACUGCGUUAACUAUGAUUUUACUUAUAACAAUGUAGGGUAUAAAGAUAUAAUUAACCAGGAAAAGUUUAGGGCAUCCUUUAUUUUCAUCGACACGUGGUCGCUAAUGGUGGGAUUUCCGAUCAUAAGAAAUUACCGCUCCUUUCGUGAACAAUUCAAUUGGCUCAGUAAAACGUUAUACGAGAGUGCACAGAAUAGUGACUGGAUUUUCGUCAUAGGACAUCAUCCUCUAAUUUCAAGUGGAAGACGAUCUGAUAACUACUCCUAUGAGGAACAUUCCUUCCAUGAUAUUUUGAGAGAUUUCCUUUUUAAUUACAAUGUAGAUGGUUAUUUCAGUGCACAUGACCAUUUAAUGGAGUACAUUAAAUUCGGAAGCAUAGACCUGUUCAUUAAUGGCUCCUCCUCUAGGGUUAUGUUUGAUAACUCCAAUUUGGGCAGAGGUUAUUUUGGUAAAGUCGUAGGAAAAUUAUACCCAGUCACUUGCUAUAUUUUGAAAACCAUCCAUGCUGGGCUGAAACCAAAAGGUUGUGGCUUUAGUAGGUAUUCCAAAUGGUCAAACAAGGCAGAUAUAGGGUUCAGCACACACAAAUUAACCAAGGAUGAAUUCAUUACGGAAUUUAUCAAUGGUAGAACGGGAAAGCCACUUAGCCAUAAAAUUGUCCUGAAAAACAAAAAACAUGAGAGAAAAAAAUUCUACAACUUGGAUGGAUACGCAGAUGAUAAGGUCGACGAAUUGGAAAAAAAAAUAGAACAAUUUAGAAUGAACAAUCCAGAUUUGAUAAAAUAUAAAAUUGAAGAAUUUAACGAAAAUGUCAGAAAACUUAAUAUUAUCAUGAAGACGUUAAAAACAAAGGAGGAAAUUGAAAAUUUUAAGGUAUUACUCUUUCUGAAUAACCUAAUUUUUGACGUGUCCAAACACCUUUCCGGGAUGAGCUCACAAAAAUUAAGAAGCAUGCAAGCGCUUGCGCAAAAGUACUCCAUUUUUUUUAACAAAAAUCUUGUCAACCACAUUGCCGUAGCGUUGGAAAAAGCGGUGCAGUCUGAAAAUAACGAGACGGACAAUGAAGAUGAAGAAUUCGAUGCAGAAGAAGCUGAAAGAAGGCUCAAAGACAAUGAGAAGAAACAAAAGGAGAACAAAAAAGCACUGGAAAUUAUAGAAACCCUGGGUUAUGAGCCUGAACAGUUUUUAGAAAAGUACGACAGCAUGACGACAGAAGAGAAGGAUCUCUUGAAGGAAAAAGUUGGAAAGGACGUUACGCUAGAGGAUUAUGUUAAUAGAAUUAGGAUAUACGUGGAGAAGAAAAACUUAAGUGACAGCGAUUUGGAAGCUAUGCAGGAAAAGGAAGACGCGGAGGAAAGUGGCCAUGCCGAGGAGGCAAAUGAGCAGCAGGGGGAAAGUGAAGAGGAGAGUGGCCAGAUGAGCAGCGAGGAUAGUGCUGAGGACGUCGACGAGGACGUCGGCGAGGACGUCGGCGAAGUCGCGCUCGUGAAGGACGUGCACAAAACGCACCAGAAAUUCGUUUUUAUGGAAAAGGCCCUAUCCGAACAGAACUACAUUUUGCUGGUUCUGGGCGCUUUGAAAAACCAGGACAAGGAUAAAUAUGCCCUGAAUAUGAGUUCCAAAAAAGAAGAUAUAAAAACCAUUGCUUCAUCCAAUUUCCUCUACAAAAUAGAGAACCACAAAACGUUCUUCCAGUUAUGUAUCGAGUUAGCUCCUGACAUUAAGAGGAUCAUCAGUAACCUUGGAGGAGUAGGAGUGAGGCUGCCCUUUUUCAAUUUAAUGAAUAAGCUCUACGAUGAAAUAAUAAAGUUAAAAGACGGACUUGACCGAAUUGCAAAGUGA